AUGGCUUUAGUGUACCGAACCAUGAUGCAGUUAGCAGGGAUAUUAUUUUGUUUGUUGGGAUGGGUGUUAUCCUGCCUCACUACCUAUUUACCUCAGUGGAAAAAUCUCAACUUGGAAUUGAAUGAAUUGGAGAUCUGGACAAUGGGACUCUGGCAAGCCUGUGUAGUUCAAGAAGAAGGGGGGAUGCAAUGCAAGGAAUUCGAUUCUUUUUUGGCUUUACCUCCAGAGCUCAAAAUUUCUAGGAUUCUGAUGUUUGUAUCUAAUGGAUUAGGACUUUCAGGCCUCUUGCUCUCAUGUUUCGGACUGGACUGCUUGAAGAUUGGUGAACGACAACUGGACCUAAAGAGGAGGUUACUGCUGUUGGGAGGAAUAUUCUUCUGGAUAUCAGGAGUCACAGCCAUAGUCCCAGUCUCCUGGGUUGCUCACACCACUGUGCAGGAAUUUUGGGAUGAGAAUAUUCCAGACAUCGUUCCCAGGUGGGACUUUGGGGAAGCACUGUUUGUAGGCUGGUUUGCUGGAUUCUGUCUCAUCUUAGGAGGCUCAAUGCUAAAUUGCACUGUCUGUUCUGCUGAUGCUCAGUCAUCCUCGGUCCAUUAUACAGUGGCAGAAGAGCAAGACAACUGUCAGUACCUGGAAAGUAACAACAGACCCAAAAGCCUAAGCGUUUGA
Molecule: messenger RNA, 669 nt
Organism: Zootoca vivipara (common lizard)
Lineage: Eukaryota; Metazoa; Chordata; Lepidosauria; Squamata; Lacertidae
Gene: CLDN22
Product: claudin 22
Cellular component (GO): membrane; bicellular tight junction
Molecular function (GO): structural molecule activity
Source: RefSeq, a predicted model, not a curated record